Messenger RNA from Rhagoletis zephyria (snowberry fruit fly), 1071 nucleotides. NCBI's taxonomy places the organism in Eukaryota, Metazoa, Arthropoda, Insecta, Diptera, Tephritidae. The record is from RefSeq and is a predicted model, not a curated record.
AUGGCCUCCACGCCGCUCAUUCUGGUGAUUGUCCUCAACUUUGUGCUCUCCCUGUACCUGCUCAAUCGGUACGGCAACCUGGGCAAGCACAACGUCUGGAUUACCACAUCGGUCUUCAUUGCCUGGUUCUUCUCCUUCAACGUCGUCUUUGUGCUGCCGCUGGAUGUGACCUCGACUAUUUACAAUCAGUGUAUCGUAGAUGCGGCUGCGGCGGCAAAUCAAAACCACAGCCAGCCUUUUAGUGCGUCUUUGUUGGUUGCACUUUCAAACAGUACCACAGCCGGUAACCUAACAACAACAACGACUACAACAACAACUACCACUUCAGCUCCAGAUGUUACACCAGUGGAGGAUGUCUGCAAGAAGCCCUGGAGUUACGUUCCCAAGAACGUGCUCCUCACGCUCUGGCAGUUUAUCUACUGGUCAUCGCAGGUGCUGACCUGGAUCCUACUACCCAUCUUCCAGUCGUACUCAAUGUCAGGCGAAUUCACGACAUUUCGCAAAAUCAAGUCAUCGUUCAUUGAAAAUAUCAAGUAUUACUGCUUCUUCGGUGUCCUAUUCAUCAUUUUUCUAAUCUACUACGCAUCAAGAGAGUCAAUGUCCUUUGAAGGACUGAAAGUCUUCUGCACCUCAGCGUCCAACACUUUCGGCCUCUUCCUGCUGACCGUUCUCAUGGGCUACGGACUGGUGGAGAUUCCACGAACGUUUCUAAGCAGCACACAAAACUACAAGUACAAGCUCGACUACCUGUACUUUAAAAUUGCCAAAACUAAUGGUGAGAAGUGCGAGGCGGACGGCAACUUGGACGAUCUACUCGAUGAGAUUCGCGCCCUGUACAUCUACGCCUCUGACCGGGGCCACGUCUUCAGCGGCCACCUGGAGAAGAUCCUGCGCAAGUGUCCCGAGUCUUUCCAAAAUGAGUUCAUCAACCGCCACGGCCGCUCGGUGAACAGCAGCUCUAGUCAGCAGGAGAUUGAAGCGAAGCUUACCGAGAAGAACCUGAUCAAACUGAAUGCCAAAAUAAAGCAGGCCGUGCAGACGAGUCACCGGACCAAGAUUAUCGAGCGCUAA